Molecule: messenger RNA, 180 nt
Organism: Clunio marinus
Lineage: Eukaryota; Metazoa; Arthropoda; Insecta; Diptera; Chironomidae
Source: the annotation of a GenBank genome assembly
AUGAAAAUAUUACAAUACACGGUUCAAGCAGAUGAAAUCGCUGAAAGGGUCGACACUAAAUAUUUUGAUAUUAAGCACGUUGAUUUAAAGUUAUAUAAAAGUUUUUCAAUAACGUAUAAAUUUGAAAGCAGGUUUAUUAAAGCAGAUGAAUCAGUUCCAUUACCUGCUCUUAGCCCUUGA